GGCGUGCUGGGGGGGGAACCGGGGGUUCGCUUUCCCCACAACCACAAACGCUUUUCUCAAAAUGGAGCCGCUUGCCCCUCCUUCUCUCUUGGGCCUCAAGAGCGGGAGCCAGGCUGCCUAGGCCUGGCUUUCCAGACUCCGGGCCCUCAGAGCCCAGCUUCCCGUCUCUCUGGCUUUGGGGGCCCUUGCCUGCGUGGCUUCAGCGACCCUAACUCAUGGGUCUGCCUCUAGUUCCUCGUGUCUGAGUCUCUUGGCCUCUUUGUCUCUUGACUUGUGGUGUCUGUCCGACUCCUGCGGCCCUUGCCCUUCCUUCUGGACCUCACUUUCCGUGUACCCUGGAGUGGGAAGUGUGAACAGGACAGUGCCAGCCCUUUCCCACUCUCCCCUCCAUCCUGUGGAGCCAUCUCUACCCCCGGGCCCGACCUUGGGGGUAAUCUCAGCUCCUGGCUCAUCUAGUUCGCAGUAACUCCUCCCUCGGGCUGGACUUGUGUGAUUUCUCAGUCUUAACACUUAGGGACACUUAAUGGAGGACAACAUAGAAAGACCAGAAUGGGUAACGAGGUCAGAUACCACUGUGAGCUCACCUUUCCUCACACCUUUAAGUUUAAAAAGAAAAAGAAAAAAAAAAGAGGAUUUUAAAAAGGGGGGAGGAACUUCCAUCCACCCAGGUGGUCUUGAAUAUCCUCCAGGUCCCAACGCACCCCCAGAAAUGCUCACUCAUACAAGUUACUCCAAAUGUGCCCUUCACACACCUUCCACACAGUAAUUGGUGUAACUGUCCUGGCAGAAAUGAAGACGUCCUACAGAGACACUGUCUCUCAGUCUAUGAGAGGCUUGAAACAAUGCACCCCAAAGAAGUGAGGCUUUCCCUAGGAAUUUCAUACUGAGAAAAGAAAAUGGCUUCUUGAGGAUGGUGACUUCAACCGACUUGGGACAUAGACAGUGACCCCAAGUUUGGUGACAUUCACACAAAAACUCACAUAUAGGUGGACAAACUGGUAUUAUCUGCCCAAACAUUUUCUUGUCAUAGAGUCACAUUCAGACCCCAUGGAUUCAUUUCUUACAUAUACAUUAAUAACUUUUGUGUACUUUUGCAGUAAUAAAACUCACAGUCUUGUAAGACAGAAGGAUUCACACAUUCAGCUGGCUGUGGUGGCACAGGUUUAGAAUCCUAGCCCUUUGAAAGCUGAGGCAAGAGGAUCCAUGAGUUUGAGGCCUGCCUGUGUUCAUAGCACAGCCCUGUUUCAGUCAUGUCCCCACAUCUCUCUCUCUCACACACACACACACACACACACACACACACACACACACGUGUACGGAUGUACUGACAUCUGUCAAAACACGUCUACUCACUGCGUAUUUUCAUCCACAUUUUCACAAAUGCUGCUCAUUUUUAUGCUUCCACAGGUGUGCUCACACCCACAAGUAAAUGCACACACUCUUGUGGAAUUCUCUGUUCACUUCUUGGCCCCUGCUCCACAUGAUGACUUCAGCAGAUGCCUAAGUCUUGGUCAUCAGCAGCCUUGGGACUGGGCGGGAGUUCCGGGUUGGAGGCUUGCUGUCCCUUCCGGGAAGGAGCAAGACCGGGGAGGUGGAGCCAUCUUACUUGAGAUCUGACCAGAGGUGGUAAAAUCCCAUAGGGGUACUCUGAAGAGUAACUGAAGCAGGGAGAUUUGUAAAGGUUGACACUUGGCUGGGGUCUGUGUAGGCUCCCUUAGUCCUGAGUGGAUGGCGGAGCUAGGAGUUGUCAUGGAAACAAGCAUAACCAGCAUCAACCUCUGGGAGGUAGGAGACCCUAGGGGGCACCUGUGGGUUCCCGAGACCUGUGAGCUUUCCAGUUUGGCCAGCUCCACCCUUGCCGCCUCCAUGUCUGGGAGAAACUGAGGCCCAGCAGUGGGAAGCUGGACACUGCCUGGCUGUGGCUCUUUGUUCCCUAAUUACCAUUUGAGUUGGUGAUUGCAUCCCUGACGUGUCCUCUGCCCAAACAGCCCAGUAAUGAGGCCACCUGUCCCAGGAGAGUAGGGGCCUGUACUGGGAGUAGUUAGGGAUCUCUGCCCAGUCCGAGUCUUGGCCUUUAUAGGGGAUGCAGGUUAGGGCUUAAGACUGGGUCUUCCCUGCCAGGGACCUGCAUAACCACCUGGGUCUCCUAUUCCUUCAUCAUCUCUGGCCAAAUUAUUCCUUAGCCUUGUCCAGACUAGAGCUGGGUAGUGGUAUAAGGCCCAGGGAAAACUGAGGUUCAUGCCAGUUCCUGGAGUGGAAGCCUUGUUACUCUGUUGGGAGUGUGCUGUCUGGAGGAAGGGGUCAGGAGGCGGCCUGUAGGGGGAGAGAACUCAAGGUGCAGGGGCUCUGACACCAAUGCCCUGCUCACAGGUUGCCCUGGAGGCCCCUGGCCAGGCCUGAGCCUCUGCCACCAUGGCCAUUGUGCACACACUACCAGUGCCAUUGGAGCCCGCACGUGAGACAGCCACUGCCCCACAAGCUCCAGCCAUGGGCAGCGUGAGCAGUCUUAUCUCAGGCCGGCCCUGUCCCGGGGGAUCUGCUCCUCCACGCCACCAUGGUGUCCCUGGGCCCACCUUCUUCCGCCAGCAGGAUGGGCUGCUACGGGGUGGCUACGAGGCACAGGAACCACUCUGCCCAGCUGUGCCACCCAGGAAGGCUGUCCCAGGCACCAGCUUUACCUAUAUCAAUGAGGACUUCCGGACAGAGUCACCUCCCAGCCCGAGCAGUGAUGUUGAAGAUCCGAGAGAGCAGCGGGCGCACAAUGCCCACCUCCGUGGGCCCCCACCAAAGCUUAUCCCUGUCUCCGGGAAGCUGGAGAAGAACAUGGAGAAAAUCCUGAUCCGGCCAACAGCCUUCAAGCCAGUGCUACCCAAACCUCGGGGAGCACCGUCCCUACCUGGCUUCCUGGGUCCUCGAGCUGCUGGGCUAUCUGGGAGUCAGGGCAGCCUGACACAGCUGUUUGGGGGGCCAGCCUCCUCUUCCUCGUCAUCGUCUUCCUCCUCUGCUGCUGACAAACCCUUGUGGGCUGGUGGCUGCCCAUCGGGAACACUGUCAGACUCUGGCCGGAAUUCUUUAUCCAGCUUGCCCACCUACAGCACCGGAGGUGCUGAGCCGACCACCAGCUCUCCAGGUGGGCACUUGCCCACCCACGGCCCUGGCCGAGGGGCGCUGCCUGGGCCAGCCCGAGGGGCUCCUACUGGGCCCUCCCACUCGGACAGUGGCCGAUCCUCCUCCAGCAAAAGCACAGGUUCCUUGGGGGGCCGUGUAGCUGGGGGGCUCUUGGGCAGUGGUGCCCGGGCCUCCCCGGGCAGCAGUUCGGGUGGAGAUCGCUCUCCGCCCCCUCCACCCCCUCCACCCCCUUCGGAUGAGGCUUUGCUACACUGUGUCCUGGAAGGGAAGCUUCGAGACCGAGAGGCAGAGCUGCAGCAGCUUCGGGACAGUAUGGAUGAGAGUGAGGCUACCGUGUGUCAGGCAUUCGGAGCGCGGCAGAGGCACUGGCCACGAGAGCGGGAGGACUGUGCGGCCCAGGCGCAGCAGGCCACACAGCGUGUCCAGCGGGCCCAACAGCUGCUGCAACUGCAGGUGUUCCAGCUGCAGCAAGAGAAGCGCCAGUUGCAGGAUGAUUUUGCACAGCUGCUUCAGGAGCGAGAGCAGCUGGAGCGUCGCUGUGCUACCUUUGAGCGGGAGCAGCGGGAACUGGGGCCACGGCUGGAGGAGACCAAAUGGGAGGUAUGCCAGAAAUCUGGUGAGAUCUCUCUGCUGAAGCAGCAACUGAAGGAAUCUCAAGCAGAGCUGGUACAGAAGGGCAGCGAGCUGGUGGCGCUGCGGGUGGCCCUCCGAGAGGCCCGGGCUGCCUUGCGGGUCAGUGAGGGCCGAGCCAGGGGCCUGCAGGAGGCCGCCCGAGCCCGGGAGCUAGAGCUGGAGGCCUGCUCCCAGGAGCUACAGCGGUACCGCCAGGAGGCCGAGCGGCUCCGGGAGAAGGCUGGGCAUUUGGAUGCGGAGGCAGCAGGACUCCGGGAGCCCCCUGUGCCUCCAGCCACCACCGACCCUUUCCUCCUGGCAGAGAGCGAUGAGGUGAAGGUGCAGCGGGCAGCAGCUGGGGCAGGAGGGAGCCUGCGGGCUCAGGUGGACCGCCUUCGUCAAGAGCUGCAGCGGGAGCAGCGGCGAGGGGACGAGCAGCGGGACAGCUUUGAGGGGGAGCGGCUGGCCUGGCAGGCAGAGAAGGAGCAGGUGAUCCGCUACCAGAAGCAGCUGCAGCAUAACUACAUCCAGAUGUACCGGCGUAACCGGCAGCUGGAGCAGGAACUGCAGCAGCUCAGUCUGGAGCUGGAGGCCCGGGAGCUCGCCGACUUGGGCCUGGCUGAACCAGCCCCCUGCAUCUGUCUGGAGGAGAUCACUGCCACCGAAAUCUAGGCUUUGCAAGGGGCACAAGCCACAGGACCACCUGGGUCCCAGGAUCCACUGAGCACUGCAGGACUCGCAGCCAAGAGGCCUCUGCCAAGCAUUCAGGUGGCCUUGUGACUUGAAGGAGCAAGAUCAGACCCCUUGAAGUCCCAUUCACAGCCCCAGAGGCUCCUGCCCACGCCACCAUUGCACUCCCCAGCGGUCAGUGCCACUGCCAGCUGUUUGUCCCCAGAUGUCUGCCAGCCUACUCCAGCUGGGGAGAGAAAGGGGCUACCCCAUCUCCACAUUCUACCUGCCUAAAGCCAGAGAGAGCCAGAUGGCACCAGCUGCUCCAGAUGUGCCUGCCCCCAACAUGCCCAGGUGGAGGGACAGGGCUAGGGCUGGGGUCUGAUCCCCAUGUCCCAGCUCUGCAAGCCUCUUCUGGACUGAGGGGGCUGAAGUCAGACCAAAGGAAGAACUCAGCAAUGUCUUGUUUAUUUGUGUUCGUGACCAAGCAGCCCCUCUGAAUACCAGGUUUAUGGCCUCCUUUUCACUUGUAUAUUUUUCACACUGUAAAUUUCUUGUACAAACCCAAAGAAAAAAUUUUAAAAAAAAGUUUGUUUUUAAAAAAGUAUGCUGGAUAAAGAACUGCAGGCAAACUUUUCUGACA
Messenger RNA from Onychomys torridus (southern grasshopper mouse), 5053 nucleotides. It is a transcript of the gene Lzts2, whose product is annotated as leucine zipper tumor suppressor 2. The coding region runs from base 2413 to 4413 and encodes 666 amino acids. The transcript has 4 exons. The record is from RefSeq and is a predicted model, not a curated record. NCBI's taxonomy places the organism in Eukaryota, Metazoa, Chordata, Mammalia, Rodentia, Cricetidae. Gene Ontology annotation, biological process: cell division; negative regulation of canonical Wnt signaling pathway.